Sphenostylis stenocarpa is the source of this 1635-nucleotide messenger RNA. The record is from the annotation of a GenBank genome assembly. NCBI's taxonomy places the organism in Eukaryota, Viridiplantae, Streptophyta, Magnoliopsida, Fabales, Fabaceae.
AUGGCUGUCAUAGGUUCUGGUUCCGGGCAGCCACAAUUCAUUUCUAGCACUGGCAACCGAAACUUUUCCAAUGCGCCACUCAUUGAGAACUCGGAUACUAAUCAAAUUGUUGUGCCUGAUAAGAGAAGCUGGAAAAAUUUAUUUGCCUACAUGGGGCCUGGGUUUCUUGUAUCCAUUGCAUACAUAGACCCAGGGAACUUUGAGACCGAUCUUCAGGCUGGGGCACAGUAUAAAUAUGAGUUACUUUGGAUCAUAUUGGUGGCAUCAUGUGCUGCUCUUGCAAUUCAAUCAAUGGCAGCCAAUCUUGGGGUGGUCACUGGAAAACACUUAGCAGAGCAUUGUAGAAAUGAAUAUGCCCGGGUACCCAACUUCAUCCUUUGGAUUAUUGCUGAAAUUGCUAUAGUGGCCUGUGACAUUCCUGAAGUAAUAGGAACAGCCUUUGCAUUGAACAUGCUCUUCAACAUUCCUGUUUGGAUUGGUGUUCUUCUGACAGGACUCAGCACAUUGAUCCUCUUAGCAUUACAGCAAUAUGGGGUUAGGAAACUUGAAUUCUUGAUUGCAUUUCUUGUGUUUACAAUUGCUGCAUGUUUUAUGGCUGAGCUUGGAUAUGCAAAGCCUGAUGCUAAAGAAGUUAUAAAGGGUCUUUUUGUGCCACAACUAAAAGGAAGUGGUGCUACCGGUCUGGCAAUUUCACUCCUUGGAGCUAUGGUUAUGCCGCACAAUCUCUUCCUGCACUCAGCACUGGUGCUUUCUCGGAAAAUACCACGAUCUGUUCGGGGAAUCAAGGAGGCUUGCAGGUUUUACAUGAUAGAAAGUGCCUUCGCUCUCAUGGUGGCCUUCCUCAUAAAUAUUUCUGUUAUUUCUGUAAGUGGUGCUGUUUGCAAUUCCUCGAAUCUGAAUGCAGAAGAUCAGAUGAGCUGUCAUGAUUUGGAUCUGAACAAAGCCUCCUUCCUACUUAGAAAUGUCUUGGGGAACUGGAGUUCAAAACUGUUUGGAAUUGCUUUGCUUGCAUCAGGUCAAAGUUCUACUAUAACAGGAACAUAUGCAGGGCAGUAUGUCAUGCAGGGAUUUCUUGAUUUACGACUGGAGCCAUGGAUUCGGAAUAUGUUAACUCGUUGCUUAGCCAUAGUUCCAAGUUUGAUUGUUGCAGUCAUUGGUGGCUCUGCUGGUGCUGGGAAGCUCAUAAUAAUUGCAUCCAUGAUCUUAUCAUUUGAACUUCCUUUUGCUUUGGUUCCACUCCUCAAAUUUACAAGCUGCAAAACUAAGAUGGGGGCACAUGUCAACUCGACCAUGAUUUCAGCUGUUACAUGGAUAAUCGGCACCCUAAUUAUGGUCAUUAACAUAUACUACUUGAUAACUGGCUUCAUCAAGCUGCUUCUUCACAGUGACAUAAAAACUGUGGCUAAGGUGUUUCUUGGGAUACUAGGAUUUUCUGGCAUUGCAAUAUAUUUGGCUGGUAUAGCGUAUCUAGUACUCCGCAAAAAUAAAGAGGCUACACACCUUUUGGCUCUAACAGCACCAGAAAAUCAACAAAUGACAAAUGAACAAGGCAAUGAAUCAAUCUAUUCUCUUCGAAGAGAAGACAUAGUGAGCAUGCAAUUGCCUCAUAGAAGUACUCCCGCUGAUCUUGACUGA